Messenger RNA from Striga asiatica, 372 nucleotides. NCBI's taxonomy places the organism in Eukaryota, Viridiplantae, Streptophyta, Magnoliopsida, Lamiales, Orobanchaceae. The record is from the annotation of a GenBank genome assembly.
CUGCUACUUCCAAACAAAGACCUCAAUCUCCAAAAUCCCCAUUCUCGACUCUUCAGCCUCUCCGCCGUCGGCUCUUCAGCCUCUCUCCCGUUCGUCAGUCAUCGGCAUCUUCGCCUCUUCUCAAGCUCCAAACAAAGAUCCCAAUCCCCAAAGUCCCAAUUCCCUGCUCUUCGCCGUCGUGUCUUCAGCCUCUCUGCCGUCGGCACUACAGCCUCUCUGCCGUCGGCUCUUCAGCAUCUCCGCCGUCGGCUCUUUAGCCUCUCUGCUGCUCCUCGCCUCCUUGGCCUAUCCGCUGCUUCUGAGUCAUCGACCUCUCCACCACUCCUCAGCCUCCCCGACCCAUCCCCGAAUACUUUACCCUUCGUUUCUUAG